CAAGCACUCCAUGAAUUAGUACACAUAUACACACUACACAAUUUAUUAGUAAGCUAAAAAAAAUAAUAAAUAUGGACUGCAAAGCUGCUGGACUUCUUCAAACUCCCAGUGAAUCGGAAGUGACCCACUGCACCAUCUCCGCUCUGGACAACAUGACGAUCCAGGAAGAGCAGAGUUCUUCGGCUUUUGAACUUCCGAAGGUUUUCAAUAAGCUGGAGGAGAUGAAACAAAGAGUGCUCCAUCUGAGGGGCCUCCUCAUUCGUCCAGUGCAAGUAAACGAGGCCGAAUGUCCUUCAGAAAGUGACCACAUUAAACUGGACAUUGAGCAGUCCAGCUCGGACAAUGACGAACUGCGAGGAGUGCAACAGGACACAGUUCGAGCUCUCCAGCAGAUCAUCGAAUUGAACGGCCGACUUAAGGAUUCAACUGAUUCUCUGACUGCACUGGACGUUAUUGUCCAGCGCAACAUUCGAUGCAUCAGAAAGCUGGACAAGAAGCUGCUCGAGGUGCCCAAGUGGCAGGAGGAGCUGAAGCACAAUACGGGAUUGUGCUUGGAGCGAUACAAUGACCUGGACAUCUCCAGAGGCAACUACCUCGACUACAGCGACAACUUCGUGCGACCCAUUCAAACCAACAUGAAGUUCUGCUUCGCAUCCAAGGCGCCCCUGAUGUGCAACAAGCAUGAUUACUAUGACUUCGCAAGCGCUUUGAGCAAAUCCCGGAGGACGCUAUUGAAGUGCCACGAGGAGCUGAUGAAGUACACCCAGAGCUUGGACGAAGCGCUGACAUUGAAGAACUUCAACAACCUGGUACUUCCAUCCAUGUCGGAGCUAUCGUUGCUGCUGGACAAGAGCACCCAACUUACCAAGCGCCGGAGCUCAAGUGCCAAGGAGCGAAGAUCCUUCAAGUUCGCCUUGGCUGCUCCUCUGCCAAAGCAGGAAAAAUACUCGCGCUCCGUCGAAAGUUUCGAUUGAGAUAAUUGAAAACGCAGUGAACCACAAAAACGCCAAUAUUGUAAUUUAAUGUGCCAUCUAGUUUCGCAUUUUACGGGUGCAAAUGUGAGCAUAAUGAGUAUGCACACGGACAUGCGGCAUGAAGCACACUAUGAUCGAGCUAAUUGUGCAAAAAUGUUUUUGCAAAUAUUUUGUUAACAAAUUUUGCGGCAUUUUAAGCCGCAGAAAUGCAAUUAGCCGUGAAUGUAAUUAACCGACAAAAUGUGAUUGUGCAGUGGCCACUCCAACUGAAAUGCUGCAAAAAAUGGCAAAACCACCAAAUGGAUGUGCACUAAAUUUGAA
This is a messenger RNA of Drosophila santomea, 1295 nucleotides long. RefSeq lists its product as uncharacterized. The transcript has 2 exons. Bases 72 to 974 code for a protein of 300 amino acids. Lineage: Eukaryota; Metazoa; Arthropoda; Insecta; Diptera; Drosophilidae. The record is from RefSeq and is a predicted model, not a curated record.